ACCAGUGAAUGAACUGAGUCAAGCACAAGCUGUUGAAAUCGUAAAAGCCUCUCUCCGCCGAUCUUUAUCACCCAGAGCAACCAGACAGAUACCGACGCCAUUGCAGUGCACAGGAGAACCCUACCCUGGGUGAAGCUACAUCAAUAGAGCAUGCUACGUAGGAAUAUACCUUCUCUUCAACAAAACAACAGACUCCACUGAACUGAGAGUCUGUUUUUCCAUUCAAUUCUCCCCAGAAUCUUUCUAUUUUCUCAUUCUAGGACAGCAUUGCUCCUCUCCUCAGCGACUACCCUUGAAGCAGACACUCCCACAACACACCAGGACACCCCAGUCUGACCAAACAAAAGUUGUGGAAACCUAUCAACUUUGGAGAGAAGCCUAUCUUUACGGCCGGAUAUACGGUGGCCUUCCAGUGCAGAGAGAGAGUGACAUUUGGGGAGAGAAAGAGGGGAUUUGGGGAUUUUUCUCUCUUCUGGUGGGUCUGUGAAAGUCUGUCAAGACGCCGCGUGCCGUGCUCCGCGUGAAGAAUGCCCAGGCGAGGAUGGCCAAGCCGGCUGAGCCAGCGCCAACACCUGGGCUCUACAUGGAGCGCUCGCAGAGUCGGAUCAGCCUGUCGGCCUCCUUCGAGGCCCUGGCCAUCUACUUCCCCUGUAUGAACUCUUUUGAUGAGGACGAUGUCGGUAAGCAGCCUAAAGAUGCUGAGGGUAGAAGGCUAAAGGGGAUCCAAAGGAGCACUGAGACGGGACUGGCUGUAGAGAUGCCCAGCCGCACUGUACGCCAAGCCAGCCACGAGUCCAUUGAAGACAGCAUGAACAGCUACGGCUCAGAGGGCAAUCUAAAUUACAGUGGGAUGUGCCUUGCCUCUGACGCCCAAUUCAGUGACUUCCUAGAUGGGAUGGGCCCUGCACAGUUUGUUGGGCGACAGACAUUAGCCACAACAUCAUUGGGUGAUGUUGAAAUAGGCCUGCUGGAGAGAAAUGGUGGUUUGGAGGUGGAGAUUGUGCAGGCCAGAGGACUCACACAGAAACCUGGAUCCAAAGGACCUCCAGCGGCUUACAUUAAAGUGUACCUACUUGAAAAGGGGAUCUGUGUUGCAAAAAAGAAGACAAAGUCGGUUAGGAAAUCCCUGGACCCUCUGUAUAACCAAGUGCUGGUGUUCUCGGAGAGUCCACAGGCAAAAGUCGUUCAGGUGAUUGUUUGGGGAAACUAUGGACGCAUGGAUCGUAAAUGCUUCAUGGGUGUCGCCCGCAUCUUAUUGGAGGAGCUGGAUUUGACGAGCAUGGUGAUUGGCUGGUACAAGCUUUUCCCCACCUCGUCCAUGGUGGACCCCACGAUGGCACCAUUGAUCCGGCACUCUUCCCAACUGUCCUUGGAGAGCACCGUGGGCCCAUCCUUUGAGCGCUCUUAAGAACUUUGCUAACAGGCUCUUUUUUGAACACACCCUUCCCUUUGUGUGCCCCCCAAAAGAAAUGCACUACCCCUUCAGAGGGACAUAUAUUGACCGUAGUGUACUGCUCUGAGAUGGUUAGUGACACUGGCCUUGCACUGUUUUUCAGAAAUAAUUUAUUUGAAACAGCAGAAAAAGGGGGCACCAAAGUUCUAGAAAGACUUUGAGAAUAGGAUUUCCUUAUUCUUACUCUUGACUUGGGCUGUUUUUUUACAUGGCCCCAGAUAAUAUGUCAAUGCGUGUCAUGGGAGCAAGAGAGAGGUUCUGGUGGCAGCCAUUGGGUCUGAAGCUGAAGGUUGCAACACAGAGGGGAAUGUGCAAUAUCAUGGUUAUAAUGUAGCUGGUACAGAAGCAAAUAAGCCAACACAAGUUCUAGACAUCUACCACCAAGGAAAGCAGAUUCUCUCUACAAUUAAAUAAGCCAAGCUGAGAAUUCAAAUUUAAAUUGAGCUUAAGUGUUGUUUGAAUAGAUUUAAGAUUGUCUUUGAAGCUUGUCUAAUAUUUUAACAGUUUCAACUGUGCCAAUUUACCAGUAAGUGUCUUGACUUUGUGGCUUGUGCCAUUGUUCAAAAGGGUAAUUUUGGAAAGGAAACAUCUGAUUACAGCUCGUGACAGGGGCACUGAAGCUUCAGUUAGAGCUGUCCUUUUUUAAAUUACAAUCAUCAUUAUGACACUGUCAAAGCAGGUAGUGAUUAACACAACUCCACAAGUGAAGCAGUGAGGAAAGCUUGAAAUAUAUUUUUUCAUCAUCUACAAAGGUCUGAGAGGAAAUAUGACAGAUAUAUAAUUAAAUCAAAGGAAUUUACAGAAAAUUGUAGAGCUGUAGGGUAAUGAAAAUAACAUGUAUUUUAUUUGGCCGCUUUAUUAUAGAUGUUUUUCUAUGAAUGUUAGUCUUGAGUGAGCCAAAGUGUGUUUUCUGAUUUAUUUGAUUCAUGUUCAAAGGGCAGAGACGCAGAACUUGGUAGCAUAGUAAGGUUGUAGCAUUAGGUGGUAGCAUCUGCAUGACAGAAUACCGUAUUAGCUUAUCACAAAAUAAUAAUAGUAAGCAUGAGAUAUUACAAGGGGAAGUGAAACAACACAAGUUGGUUAAAACUAAAUUGUAAAUUGAUUGAGGAGCUAAACGACAAAACACACACAGUGCCAACGAACAGUUAAAAGUGGUUCAACAUGUAGAAUGGUUGGGAAAUAAACAGAAGAUUAUGGCCAAUGUUCUGGUCAGAGGGGACAGGCUUUUAACCAUUCACUGGAACAUUGUGUAUUGUCCUUAACAUGUAGCAGUUAAGUUCAGAUUUAUGAAGAUUAUUGCAAUUCUGACUUAUGUGCUACUGUUGAAAACAGAAUAGCUGUAUUAACUAUUAAGAAAAAAGUGUAUUUGGUCCGUUUAAGUACUACACAGAACACCUGGGUCUAGCUAGAAUGAGCCUACAUGUUGUGUAUAAUGUAUUAAGUCAAAUUUUUAUGAAAUGUAAAAAAAUUAUAAUAAUAUGGAGACAACAUUUUGAAAAUGCUGAAUUAACUUGAAGACUAAAUUCAAGUCUUAAGAUGAACAUUAAAUUGUAGGCACAGCAUCAAAGUGAUAAAGAUAAGAGUUCACUAGAGCAGGUAGCACUGGUACAGGAAUAUGAUACCAAGACUUACUGUUUUGAAACAUGUAUUUUUCCAACCAAUAUCUUCAUUUUGUAAAGCAAUAAGUAGCAGCACCCAUCCACAACAAUCCACAACAAACCUCCAUGUUAUGUCCCUCGAAGUGUGAUGUAUAAGGCUAAAACUAUUAUUAAGCUAAUACAACCUGUAAGUAAUUUAUAUGCAAUCCAGUGUAGACAAUAAGUGUGUAAAGUAUGUAUGUGCUGUAUGUAUGUAUGUAUGCAUGCAUUUGUGUGAGUGAGUGUAUAAGUGUAUGCAUGUGUUUGAACUGACAAAUGCUACAUCAUUAGGGUGGCCCAAUAGGACAAGAGGACAAAAUUAAACAGAGUUGGUGAUAUGUUGAGAAACAGUUUCACUCAUAGUCUGACCAGAAAACUCAUUUACCACAUUGUACCAAGUUUACAAUCAAACAAGAAAACAUUUGGAUUGAACCUUUACUAGCCUGAACAUAUUAUAUAGAAGAGACAUGAAAAGAAAGACGCCAUAUUAUUAAAGAAUAUUGGAAAAACUAGUUAAGGAUUUAAAACAUUUGUAAAAAAGUGCAUUGUACUGUACGAUUGUAUUUUGUACAUUUCACACAUGAAAAAAUGUAUAGAUCAAAUCAAUCUACUUAUCUUAAAUGGAAUGUUUUUGUAUUUUUUAUUUCUUUGUGCCAAAAUAUUUUCUUUUUAUAUGUAAAACAAACCUUUGGGGAAAAAUCUAUGUUUUCAAAAAUAACUGAUAUUAUUUAGUACCAUGUCAACUGAAAGAUACACAUGGCAUUAAAUUAAAUAAUCUCCAUUUUAAAACUGAAGUCAUUUUCCAAUCAAAAACUGAUGGAAGGUUUUAGUUUGAGGAAUAACCUUUAUCAAUGAAAGACAAUAGCUUCCAGGCUUCUGUUCCUUAUACCAUUACUUUCAAAAUCAAUUUAAAGUAGCUAUAUGAAAAAUUAAUAAAAUAAUAUUGACAUUGCAUGGUUGUCAUUCACCUACUUUAGUACUUCGGUGUACCAUUUUGGAUUUCCAAAUGGAAUGGAACAUGGUUUAUUGUAAAAUUCACCAACUGUGAUAUAAUAAAAAAUACAUGUUAUGAUUGAAUGAAAAACAUUGGUAUUGUAGGAAAUGUUUGAAGAAUGCUCAAAAUAUUAACCAUGUAACUACUUACAAGUGCAACCCGAUUUCAAAUUUAACUUGUGGUUGUCUCAUAUACUGUAUCUCAGCCAUAGAGGUAUGAUAUCGCCUAUUCAACAGUUUAAUUCAUGGGUCUGAUGCAGUGGUGUGUGACUUUGAGUUUGUUGUAAUGAGAUGUUUCAAUAUGGUUAAUUGGUGGAGAAUGUCAAAAACACAAAAAAUGUGCUAUCAUCAGAAUCCUUAUCCCUUUUGUUUUACUCGUAUCUGUCAUGCACAUCUAAAUUCAUUACCAUCAAUUGUGAUGCAAGUAGAGGCCUUAAAAACACAAGAAUCAUACCAGAUGACUUAACAAUCCUAAAAUGUAAUUCAAGGGGAAAAAAAGUGUGAAAAUGUGAACAGUUUUUUUUCUCUUCGAUGUCUCAACUUAUUUUGAAUUCAAUUUUGUCCAAUGCUUAUUUUGUCACAGUUUCAUUUGCCCCAUGCGUCUCUGUUGCUUUGCGGGUUUGGGUAUUUAAAAGAGGAAAGCACUGUUUUAUGUUCGUAAAAUACAUGGGUGUGUUUCAACUAGACCCAGAGCAUAUCAUUUUCUUGUGCAGAGGUGUGGGAUGAAAUGGGGAACACAUCCUUUCUGAUGCUGUUAAGCAUGUGGAUCCUUGGUUUAUUCACAAUCAUUUAUAACAUGAAUAUUUGAAAUUCUUUCAAACUAAUUGUUGAGUAAUGCACAAUUUGGUGAAUUAUUAUUCUAUUCCAACUGUCAAUAAAAUAGUUUACUCCUAUUUGUAACAACAUGUUGUGAACAUUGCUGUGUGUAUCUUUGACAGACAACAUGAAAUCAACAUAUUAUGGUAAGCAAUAAAAUCUAUACCGAUA
This is a messenger RNA of Oncorhynchus mykiss (rainbow trout), 5070 nucleotides long. The record is from RefSeq and is a predicted model, not a curated record. NCBI's taxonomy places the organism in Eukaryota, Metazoa, Chordata, Actinopteri, Salmoniformes, Salmonidae.